CAAAGCGUCUGGAUACGAGUAGGGUAGCUCUGCUGGCUUCUGCAAAGCUAUCUAACGCUUGUUGAGUGCGGUUUGAAUAAAGAAUAUCGAGAACAUACUUCAUUUUUUAUUAUAGAGUCAAGCAUACAUUCAUCAGGACAGGAUGUCAAAAUUUAGCUUCAGGAGAAGCGAAAAAAAAGCAUUUAGGCACAUAGCUCAUGGCUUGGUCCCUGCCGCCACCAUUGCACCCAGGCCAGCUGUGCCGCGUACCCCUCCCCCCCGCAGCCCCUACCCCUCUCCGGAGAGACCCAGGUCUGCCUUGGCAGCUGCCAUCUUGUCAUCAUCGUUGAUUGGUCAGACCUUCGUAGUUCCCCCCGGACGCCCCAGGUCCUUCUCAGAGAGUGACUGCUCACAGGCCCUGACCACUUUAGAGCCUUACGCCACCACUGCUCUGUACACCAGGGACAAAUGGCCAGAGUCUCUCUCUUGCCGACCUCGCUUGCCCUCCCCCGCACGCUCUGAAGACAAAUAUGAGCAUGACGAUGAUGAGGAGGAGGACAUAGAGCAAGAGGAGCUGUCUGAUGAGGAACCCUGUCAUGUGUACCAGUCUCUGGAUCGCCAAAGGAGGAGGUCUUCCAGUGACAGAGAGGACCUCUACGCCCACCCUGUAAAGCAGGGCCGGGUUCAGUCGGAGGACGAGGUGGAGACUGAUGACUCUGCCUUUGAUAUAGUGUCACCUUUACCCGCAGGUGUAGAUGAAGUCCAACAGUCAGCAGUUAAUAAGUCUGACGUUUUGUCUGCUCCCGUGACGCCCUCACCCAAUCUGAAGCAGAGGCCUUUGUCGUCGUCGUCUCGUGGAGCCAUGCCUUCCCCAGAUUUAAGCAAAGAAAGCAUCAGCACUUCAAAGAAGAGGACCAAGAAAUCAGGAAUCAGGAGUGAUGAAAACUUAGAGGAAAGCGGUGCCUAUAGAGAGGUUCUGAAGAUGCAGCAGGACCUGGUUCGGUCUUUAACCAAACAGAACCAGGUCCUUGGGGCAGACAAAAGGGAUCUGGAGCAACGGUGUACAGAACAGAGUUUUCAACUGCAGCAGAGCUUCCAGAGGAUCCAGAGUCUUGAGAAGGAAUUCAGCAAGGCCCCUGAAACCAUGGCAGGUCAACAGGCUGAAUUACUCAAUCUGAGGCACCAGGCCCAGGAGUUGGUGGAUGAGAACGACAGCCUGAAGAUGACCGUCCAUCGACUGAACGUGGAGCUCAGCCGCUACCAGACACGCUUCAGACCGCUGACCAAGGAAGAGGGCUCCAGGACCCGUGGCCUGCCACCCAAAGGACCUGCCCCUCCAUGGCUGCUGGAUAUGAAGUAUCUGUCUCCAUUGUUGCUGGCUUAUGAAGAUCGGUUGACUGAGAAAGAAUCUCUUCUGGAGGCCUUGGAGGAUGAUCUGCAUAGGUUCCGGGGUCGUGUGGAAGAGGUGGUUCAGGAGAAUGAGAAGUUACACCAGGAGCUGAAAGAGUCUGGAGGAGUCAGUCACAAGGAGUGGAGACAGCUUCAGGAGCAGGCUCGCUUGGUACUACAGGAGAACCAGGUCCUGAUACAGCAGUUGGAGGUGCAGCACGCCAAGGCCACAGACAGCCAUGGACGACACCUAACUGAAGUCUCUAAGCUGUCUAAGCAGCUGAUGUUGCUGGAGGCAGAGAAGCAGAAGCUGGAGCAGGAGUUGGAGGACACGAAGAUGGAGCUCCAGGCUCUGCAGACGGACCACCUGCAGGCUCGCUGUCAUCUUGAGAACUCCGUCAGCUUGGACGAGCACCAUUCUGUCACAACUAAGCUAAAACGUCAGCUGGAGGCCGAUUCCAGCCGUCAGCAGAGUGAGUUGGAAGAACUACAGCGGAGAUUGUCUGUUCUCCAGGCUGAGAAGAAGAGUCUGGUGUUGGACAAAACCAACCUCACCGCCGACAUUAAGGCUCUGGAAGCCGAUCUGGAGGCGUCUCGUCAUGCUAACAGAAAAGCCCAGAGGCGAAUCGGCCUGUUGAAGCAGCAGAUGCAGACCUCUCAGGAGAAGGAGAUGACAGCCCAUCAUUACCUGGCUUCCAUUGUAGCUCUGGCUGAGAAGACCACGCAGGAGAGAGAUCAGCUGGUGUACAUGGCCUCUUCUCUGGAACACGACAAACAGGGCGUCAUCACCAGGGUCUUGCAGGGCACACUGCGUCUCGGAAAGCUCCAGGAGAAGGUCAAGGUGUACAAGCAGCAGGCAGCCUCCAGUCUGGGGGUUCUGGGCCAGAGGCUGGCAGAGCAGGAGGAGGACUUUGCAGGGAGGGCAGCCUCCUACCAGAGAGAAAUUCUUCACCUUCAGAAACUGGUGCGAGACAAACAGCAGGACCUGGAUGGAGUGUUGCAGCAGAAAAGGGAGGUGGAAGGAGAGUUGGAGGUGGUGUGGGAGGCAGCAACCAGGGAGAACCAGAGGAUUAGAGAGACCCUCCAGGACUUCAGCCCAUCGCUCCACUCCAUCAGUCCCACCAAAGGGCACCAGGACAGGGGUCAAAGUGACAGACUCUCCCCUAGCUGGCUGUCCCAAAUGCAGGGGGAGUUGUUCUUCCCCCAACUGAUACCAAACAGCUCUGACCCUCCUCUCUUCGCCUCCUCUCCCCAGAGCAGCGGUCCGGCUGGUCUCCAGCGCAGCCCCAUGUUGGAGUCAGACUCGGACCAGCAUCAAAACCCCUCCUCGGAUGAGAGCGAGAAGAACGCCAUGGACUUCUAUUCCUAGAUCUGUUUGGUUCAUCCACUGUUUGACUGGAGACGGUUUUGACAGGGACUGGUUUUCCACAUCUUUUAUCUUCCAAAGACAAAUGCCCCUCUGAUCCUAAAAU
This is a messenger RNA of Esox lucius (northern pike), 2840 nucleotides long. RefSeq names its product centrosomal protein 89 (gene cep89). The coding region runs from base 143 to 2737 and encodes 864 amino acids. NCBI's taxonomy places the organism in Eukaryota, Metazoa, Chordata, Actinopteri, Esociformes, Esocidae. The transcript has 21 exons. Gene Ontology annotation, biological process: mitochondrion organization; cilium assembly; chemical synaptic transmission. The record is from RefSeq and is a predicted model, not a curated record. Gene Ontology annotation, cellular component: centriole; ciliary transition fiber.